Amaranthus tricolor (Joseph's coat) is the source of this 1773-nucleotide messenger RNA. RefSeq names its product nudix hydrolase 8. The transcript is spliced from 8 exons. The record is from RefSeq and is a predicted model, not a curated record. Bases 439 to 1470 code for a protein of 343 amino acids. Gene Ontology annotation, molecular function: ADP-ribose diphosphatase activity; NADH pyrophosphatase activity; NAD binding. Lineage: Eukaryota; Viridiplantae; Streptophyta; Magnoliopsida; Caryophyllales; Amaranthaceae.
AAACAAAAAAAAAAUGUCAAUUUUCCCUCUCCUUCCUCCUCAACAUCAAUUAUUAUUUGCAACCACAUAAUUUUCCUUGGUGUCAAACUUAAUUCCAUUUCUCAAUUAAAAAAUCCAGAUAUCUCGGAGUUUUGCCUCCCUAGCCCAAAUAUCCUCAUUUCCCUCUUUUCUCCCCUUUCUCUGUUUGCUUACUCAUACAACACUCAUACAACACUAUAGAUCCAUCAUAUAUGAUAUAACACACAAUAAAUACAAACAAAACCGUCUCAAAUUAGUCUCUUUUAUCACAUUUAUAAUUUCUGAUCCUUCCUUUUACUUUAAUCACAUUUCAGUUCAUACAAACAAGCUUCAAAUUUUAGCAAGAUUAAUACUUUAUACUACAUUAUUUUUAUGGUUUUAUGAGGUUUUAAGAUCUGAAAAAGGGUUUAAUUUAAAUCAAUGGAGUUGCAAAUGUUUGAAAGUAAAUUUCUAACCUUUUCUAAAGAGGUUGGGUUUAGAAAUUCUUACCCUAGUUCUCUUAUUGGGGUACCUUCAUAUCCUAAGUCCUCUUCUUGUAAAGUAAUUUGUUCAAGGGCAACAAAUUCAACUACUAGUAACAAAGUAGUAGCUUCAAGGUUGCUUUUGGAAAGUAAGAUUAAUGGGAUAAAUGAAGUAAUUUCAAGAACUUUGGAGUGUUUUGAUGAUGAGUAUGGAGGAGUCAUUGUGAACCCAGAAAAAUUGCCCACUAAUCCAAAUGUUUUUGCUUCUUUACUUCAAUCAUCACUUUCUCAAUGGACAAUUAAGGGCAAGAAAGGAAUUUGGCUUAAAUUGCCUUCAGAAUAUUCAGAUCUUGUACCAAUUGCAGUAAAGGAAGGGUUCCAAUAUCAUCAUGCAGAAAGCGGGUAUGUAAUGUUAACUUAUUGGAUUCCUGAAGGGCCUUGUAUGUUACCGGCCAAUGCUUCACAUCAAGUAGGGGUUGGAGGAUUCGUUAUCAACGACAACAAUGAGGUUCUCGUUGUGCAAGAGAAGUAUUGUGCUCCACCCUUUGUUGGCUUUUGGAAGAUACCUACCGGUUUCAUUCAUGAGUCAGAGGAGAUAUACACUGGUGCUGUUAGAGAAGUCAAGGAAGAAACUGGGAUUGAUGCCGAGUUUGUAGAAGUAAUUGCUUUCAGGCACGCUCAGAACGUGGCUUUUGAAAAGUCGGAUUUGUUUUUCAUCUGCAUGCUAAAGCCUCUUACAACUCAAAUAACGGUGGAUGAUCACGAAAUUGUAGCUGCCAAGUGGAUGCCUUUGGUUGAGUUUGUAAAGCAACCAUGGAUCCAAGAAGAUAGCAUGCUCAAGAAAGUGACCGACAUUUUUAUCGCAAAAUUGGGUAAGAAAUACUGUGGACUGUACGCGCAUCACUUGAUUUCCAAAUUCGAUGAUCGAUUAUCCACAUUGUAUUAUAAUGUCGUCAACACCCAAGAGUCCAAUUGUUUCGGAAGCUCAUAAGUCCAAGGUCGAGUACACUAACUUCACAUGAUCGAAACUCCUUCAAGUUUCGUUCCAGCUAUGUUAAUGUGGACACGAGGCAGAUGAAGCUUUCGGGUUUGGCAUAUAUGCUAAAUCGAUAAAAAUGUCGACUUGUAUGUAGAAGAUAUUCUGAAAUACUUCCAAGUAAAUUUCCACUUAGAUGAAGUAUCAUAUAUGAAAAGUGGUAUUAUCAGAUGGAUAUAUAUUACUGUAUUGUGUAUCAUGUAGAUAUGAAUAUGUAUAUAUGAGUAUAUGACCCAUUUCCUUUUGUUUGUUACUAAA